CGACCAAUCUUGUUUGUAGAUGAGCUUAAGAACAGAAAAGAUGUUACAUUAAUUGAGAUUGGUUAUAACCUCAAGUCAACAUAAGAGCCAUGAGCCAAGUAAACGUUACGCUUUCCCGCGUAGAAAACCUCACCGCCUUGUCAGGGAUUAAAAUCGAUACUACAACUAAAGUAACGAUCACUGUCGCCUACGGUAUCGUCUUCCUAGCGGCGUUGCUAGGCAACAUUGUCGUCAUCUGCCUGGUUCUCAAGCUACCCUCGAUGCGCUCGCUGACAAACAUGCUUCUUGUGAACAUGUGUGUUGCCAACUUGCUGGUAACGCUGUUUGCGAUGCCUUAUUCGAUCCUGUAUGUUUUCCUUCAAUACCGUUGGUUAUCUGGUCACCUUGGUAACGUCACAUGCAAGCUGACGCAUUUCUCGUACGCGCUGUCUAUCGCCGCGUCGAUUUUCGCCUUGUUGUUGAUUUCACUGGAUCGCUACUACGCUGUCUUGCACCCGUUCAAACGCCGCCCGCUUCUGCUACGAAGCACUAGAUGCGCGUCGCUGGGAAUUUGGAUUCUCUCCUGCAUCUUCAUGUCUCCGUAUUUAUUUCAGUUCAGGGUCAUACAAGAUAGCUUUGCCUCAUACUGCAUUAUUAGCUGGUCACCUCUUGACAACGUCACCGCCUCCCAGAUUUACUACAUCAUUGUCUUUGUCUCGCUUUACUCGCUACCUCUUACAGGAAUUGGUUUAGCAUAUAGCCUGAUCGGCAAAAAUCUCUGGCAUCGAAAGAUCCCUGGCCAACAAACCAUUUCCAACAGGCGCGUUGCCGAGAGGUCAAAACGCAAAGUGGUGCGUAUGUUAAUCGUGGUAGUCGUGGUAUUUGCUGUGUGUUGGAUUCCCGCGCACCUUAUGCAUUUCUUGUCGUAUUUUCAAAAAGAAACGUACUUCUCCCUUCCUCCGCUGAUCCUGUUGUUGUUUUACUGGUGCUGUCACGCCAACAGUGCCAUUUCACCGUGGUUAUUCUUAAUUAUGCACCACAACUUCAGACAAGGAGCUCGCAGGCUCUUCAAGCGUCCUUCCUGGCAGGCUAGUCUACAGCACUCAUCUUCAACACAUAUCGCCCGAGGACAUAGCUUGAUGUCGCGUCAAGGGACCGUAAUGGCAAACCGAAAGCAAGUUGAUAAUGCAAAUGAGGCUGUAUAAUUUUCUUUGGGAAUAGUUGAAGAAAGCUCAGGGAGUAGACUUAAUAGUGAAAUUUUAAUUAAAAUUUUAAUAGUUAGGUUCCUCCAAGAAUCGAUAACCUUUGAUAUCUUAACUGAUGAUCACGGUCUCAAACCGCGCAGCAAACAAAUUAUAUAUAACUUGAAGAAGGAAUGUAACCGUUUGCCCGUAUACACGCGGGAAAACCUGUAACGGCGGGAAAUUUUAUAACGGGUUUUGCGCGCGGGAAAACGUGCGCGCGAAAACAUAUGGAAACCAGUGCAAAGGGAGCGAAAAAUUAUCGCUUUCCUUAUGUUAUUGGCUUGACAAUGUCAGAAGGGGAAACAUUCUAUGUGUCCACCAUCUUUACUUUAACAUUGUUCGUUAUUUAAUAUUAGAAUUACUGUUAGUUUGAUUAGUAUGUUGCGAAGCGCAUGUGUACCCUGUUCCCUCUGUGAGACGCACUCAAUAGCUAGCGUUAAAUGCAUAUAGAACAAAACCAAUUGAAAGGCUGACCGGGCGGGUAUAAAAGGGUAAAUUUAAUGCCCAGUAUUUCGGUUAGACAGGACUAACCUUCCUCAGGGGCUACACUGAAGCUAAGUGUAACCCCUGAAGAAGUGUAGCUUCAUUGUAGCCCCUGAAGAAGGUUAGCCCUGUCUAACCGAAAUAUUGGGCAUUAAAUUUACCCUUUUUAGCCGUCCGGUCAGCCUUUAAAUUGGUUUUCUGAUUUAUUUUACACUGCUGAUCCUGAUCUAAACCAAGAUCCAGCUUCACUCCGCAGCUGUUUGUACAAGUGGUCCUUGCAUUACAGUUUUUUAAAUACAUAUACCGUGAUGCUCUUCAGGCGUGUCUUAUCGAAAAAAUUGAGCAUGCCAAGUGCGUUUUGUAAUGGACUCCUGAGACUAAUAUAAGAGCUCUAAAGUGGCCAAAUCUUAGUAAAGAACUCUGUUAACUUCGAAUUGAAUGACAGUCUUGCCCAAGAGCCCGCGAGUUUUUUUACUCUGCAUCACGAUCGACCAAGAUGGCGAUUUGGGUGCUGACCAAGAGAAUCACGGGCUCUGGCGACGGGAAUGUUGACUGGCAAAGAGAAGAAGUUACAUUUUGACACCAUUUCUUUGUGCUGUAUACGGAAGAAUGGAUAAUCCACAACGCUUUGUAAUUUGGUGCAUAAUGCCCAUUUAUACCAAUUGCCGUGGCCUGGUUGUGGCUUUGUUUACAUGUUCAGUGUUGUUAUUGGAAAUGAAUAAAAUCUUCUUUCAGCCUGGGAACUACCACUGACCGACAAAUCUUUGAAAGGGUGCCUGCUGUAAGUGCUAACCAAAAAGAACGCGGGCUCAGCUCUGGGAUGACAACAUGAAGUGUCUGCAGAGAUGUCCCAUAAAGUAAUUUUAUGCCCCAAUAUGUUACGGUUUGGUUUUAAAGACAAGUGGCUAACGUUGUGUGAAGCACGAAAUCCUUUUCUUAUCUGAAAAAGGAAGGCGUUCUUUUCUUUGAAAGAAUCAAGUCCUUUAUACUCUUCUGUGAAAAUAUGGAGUGACCAGGAUCUUUCAUCUCAUAACCAUUGGAUUGCAAUCAUUAGCACCUUCAUUAAUUUUGCUAUGUUGAGGUGAACUGUAAAACCAAAAACCAACAUGCAUACACGAACAUUGGGAAAAUGCUGAAUCAAGGCUCUCAUAGUCAAGAGGCUUCAGAUGAGCACAACUUUUCAUGUGGUAUGUAAACUUACUAUUCUGUUUGUUAAAUUAUACGACUUAACCGAGAUCUUUACAACAGUGAUGAAUCAAAGUUCCAUACAAAUCCUUGAAAAUUGUCUUGCUGUGAGCCUUGGCAACAUAUGGCGAGAAAAAUAAAAUUUUGUCAACUACUUCCUUGUGGCACAAAAAAAGAUUCUAGAGAUUAAAUCAAAAAUAUCAGAUUACAAGUGUGUUAAGGUGAAGACUGAAAGCGACUUCGAGUGAAAUUGUAUUUCAUGUCUUUAUUUCGGUCCGAGACGAUAUUUCUUUGCACGAGCGAUGACUUUUUGGAACAUAGCGAGUUAAUUGUUUAUUCGCGUGGCCGAAACAUACAGGUACUUUAUAGAGAACAAGGAAAUAAACACGUACAGGUAUAAUGAAUAACAAGUCUUUGGUCCAUGAUAAACAGAUGCUCUUACACUAAACGGUGAGAAGUACUUGUCGUGGCGCAUUAUUUGUGUUGCGCUGGGAGCCCAUUUGGACAUUCCGUUCCGAAACGUGAGCACAAACAUCAAGU
Messenger RNA from Orbicella faveolata, 3431 nucleotides. RefSeq names its product cancer-related nucleoside-triphosphatase-like. The record is from RefSeq and is a predicted model, not a curated record. Gene Ontology annotation, molecular function: ATP hydrolysis activity. NCBI's taxonomy places the organism in Eukaryota, Metazoa, Cnidaria, Anthozoa, Scleractinia, Merulinidae.